Messenger RNA from Carya illinoinensis, 3406 nucleotides. RefSeq lists its product as uncharacterized. Lineage: Eukaryota; Viridiplantae; Streptophyta; Magnoliopsida; Fagales; Juglandaceae. The record is from RefSeq and is a predicted model, not a curated record. The transcript has 6 exons. Bases 123 to 3044 code for a protein of 973 amino acids.
AUAGAAAAAGCUUGGUGAAUUUAUUCCUCAACUUUACCCGCCAUCUCCCACUACCCACCCUUCUCUCACUCUCUCUCGCUCUCUCGCUCCCUCUCUGUGGCUGUCUCUGCAACACAACCAUAAUGAUGGACGCAAAUCAAAGCUCCAAGAAGCGGAAGCUUCCGCCUACCCCAUCCCAUCCCUUGGUAGGUAUCUCGACCCGCAGGAAAUCUCAGAUCCAGCUCCACCGCACAUUGCACAGCCACGAUUCCUCUUAUUACCUCAAAAACUCCGAUCUCCAUGUCCUGAUCAAGGAUCUCCGCACUAGACGGGUCUUUUCGCCCAAAUCAAUUGACUCGUAUGGUCCGAAUCUCCACGAAAAUGUAAAUAGUAUUCAGAAAUUAGGCGUCGCUGUUGAGAAUUUAGAUCAAGGGAUUUCUUGCGGAGGCGGUGAGAAUAUGGAGAAGAAAAACUUGGUGUUGUCUUCUGCUGUUGAGGAGUACCCAUUGGAUGAAAAUAAUGGGGUUGAUCCAUAUACUGAUGAGAGUGAAGAAGUUCAGAAAUUUGAUUGGGGGAUUUCCUGUAAAACCCAGGUUUUGGUUGGUGUGAAUCCUCCUAGUUCGUUGGCGACCGAAGGAGAUGGCCUAAAGGGUGAUUCGGAUGAUAAAGGUGUAGUAGAUGAUGGUGAAACUGAUGGGCUUCUAAAGGGAACUGAUGAUUUGAAUGAAUGCGAUUUUCAGACGACGCCGCCUGAUUCUGAGGCAUUUGGUAAUGGGCAUGCUAAUGAAAAAGGAGGGAAGCCUCCAAUUGAAAGUACUCAAAGAAUUGAUACGUGCGUUGGACGGGCUUUUGGUAACGACUAUAAGGAGAAGAAGAAUGACUCAAUUUCUUCCUUCAAGUCGGUGCUCAAACCAUGUUCUAGACGGAAGCUAUUCAAAACUCCCGGUUCAUUUAGCUAUAAAAGAAUGCUUCCUUUUCUGAUGGACAUCGAGAAAGACAAUUCUUAUAUUCCAGAAAGUGCUGAGUGCCCAAAACCGGAGAAGUGUUUGGGACAAAAGUUGCUCCAACCAAAAUUGGGUUCUAAUGGUGAAGAAGCUGCCAUGCAUAAAUCUAUUACAAACAGCUGUUCAAUGGAGUGUUACACUGCUGACUCUGGCAAUUCUGCCAAUGAGUCAUCAGAUGGUAACAUGGCAGGUUUAACAUCUUCUAAACACUUUACUGAAUCAUUAAUACCAAUUGAUUCGAAAAAACUGGUUGAUGAUUGCCAUGAAAAGCUCUUGGUGAAUGGAAAAUUGCAGAAAUCUGAGUUGGGGUUUACUAGUAAAGACCAUGAAAUUGACUUAAAGCCUGUUCUGUCUUCUGGUUUGGAGGAUAAUGCAAAGGGUCAGAAUGACAAUGUCGAAACUGAGGAAAGGGCUUCCAGGAUUCCUCGCAAAGCUCGAGAUGAUGUAAACACCCAGUUGUCUUUGAUUAAACAUGAGUGUCUUCCAGGAAGAGAUUAUGGAGUUGCUCAGCGCUCUGAUGAUGUACAGCAGUCUGAGACGGGAGGAAUGAAGAAACCUAGUAAUUGUCCUUUUAAAGCUCAGAGUUUGAAUCCUAUUUUUCCUGAGCUAGAUAACAACAAAUCAUCUAAUUUAGAGCUGAGAUAUGUUAAUGACGGUAUGACUCAAAGUCAAAUCGAUGAUUCAAAUGAAGAGCAUGUACAGGUGACACCAGAUGCCGAGAUCCUUACUAAAGCAGACGCAGAAGAAAAUGGAAGGGCUGGAGUGGAUUUUUUUGAGAAGAGUACAGAUCAUGCCCUGGGGAAGCCACUCCUUGGAGAUAAUACAAGAAGUGCUAACCGUGCUAGUGAUAGGAGAAACUCCAAUUCUGAAAGCAAACUGGUCUUAAAUCCAUGCUCAAGACUUAAGUUAUACAGAAGUUCUGGCUCAUUCAGCUAUAGAAGAUUGCUUCCAUUUCUUGUUGAGCUCACAAAAGAUAAUUCUAGUAAGUCCUGUUUUGCCUUCUCUAUGAUAAUUCUAGUAAGCUCGCAAAAGAUUGCUUCCAGUUCCUCAAGCAGAUAUUUCUGUUCACUAAUAAUAGAAAGAUCACAUUUGCUAUCCUGGAUUUUUUUAGUUGCUUCAGGGAAUGGUUACUGCUCAAAAUCUGAGAAGGAUAAGGAAGAAAUGCGGCUUCCAUCAUGUGUUGCUUCCAACUGUCAAGAAAAUCCAGUAGUAUCAAAUGGCCACAGCUUUCAUGCAGAGCAUCAAGCUAGCCAUUCUGGUAAUCUGCCAAUGAUUGGGUUGAAUUCUGCACAAUAUUCAUCAAACGUUGAUGAACAGAAGCUAAAAUCUCCUCAGGAUGAUCCUGAACCCACAAUUUCGCUUGAUUCACUGAAGGAACAUCAGUUUCAAGUUGAACAGGUCAAAUCAGAUAGAUACAGUCAAUUGGAAACUUCCCCUAACCAAGUGAUUGCUGUCAGUUGUGGAACUUUGUCCAGGGAAGAAGGUAUAACGACGGUGUCAAGAAUGUCUUUUGACACUGAAGUAGACUGCGUUAGUUCAUUUAGAAACAAUUCUUCCUGUUCAAAGCCAGUUGAAGCAGAUGGCUUGUCUGGGAACAUAUCUCAACACGGAGCCUCAGUUCCUCCCGCAAUUGUUGGUACUGGACUCCUAAAGGGGAUUCUUAAGAGAAAUCCACGAGGAUGCAGAGGGCUCUGCACUUGUUUGAACUGUGCUUCUUUCCGUCUUCAUGCAGAGAGAGCAUUUGAGUUUUCCCGAAAUCAGAUGCAAGAUGCCGAAGAGGUGGCCUUGGAUUUGAUUAAGGAACUAUCAUACCUACGAAAUAUGUUGCAAAAAUCUGCUGAUGGUCUCAAUGAUCAUCCGACUGUUCAUGUCAAUCAGAUGCAAGAAGCGUGCAGGAAAGCAUCUGAAGCUGCAGAAUUAGCAAAACACCGCCUAGGCCAGAUGAACUAUGAGCUCAAUAUCCACGGCAGAAUCACACAGUGCUUGCAACCACCAAGAGUUAGAUUUGCCAAUUACGUUGAAGAAAGUGUCACUCCAGAGGCAGACUCGCAUAUCAAAUAGUGUUGACCGUAUGUAAGAUAAUGCCAGCGGAUUUCGCCCUACUGUUGGCACAUCCCUUCAUAACGGGGAAAUUUGGCUAUAUUGACUGUCACAUUGCUCGAUUCUAGCUGGAAUGGUUGAAACGCUAGCAGCAGUGAAGCAACUUGACUUGGUUAGAUAUUUGGAGAAUGGGAUUCUAUUUCAAAUCUCGAAAGAAAUCAGGAAAAAACUUUGAUCCCGAGAUCAUUUCUAUGCAGUGUGGACCUAUUCUUCAAGUUGGAGAGUUGUGAAGCUUCAAUUUGCUUUCAGCAGUCUUCUCUGCGUCACGAAUGUGUUAUAUUAUCACUCUUAUUAAUUUAAAAAGAUGGAUAUUGAUUUUUUAA